Messenger RNA from Entelurus aequoreus (snake pipefish), 2634 nucleotides. RefSeq names its product glutamic-oxaloacetic transaminase 1, soluble (gene got1). The transcript is spliced from 15 exons. Gene Ontology annotation, biological process: L-aspartate biosynthetic process. The record is from RefSeq and is a predicted model, not a curated record. NCBI's taxonomy places the organism in Eukaryota, Metazoa, Chordata, Actinopteri, Syngnathiformes, Syngnathidae. Gene Ontology annotation, cellular component: cytosol. Gene Ontology annotation, molecular function: L-aspartate:2-oxoglutarate transaminase activity; pyridoxal phosphate binding. Bases 757 to 2124 code for a protein of 455 amino acids.
UGUCGCGCCAUCUUGGACACUACGGGAAACAUUGCAUUAAAACGCGAUAUGUAACCUCGAUGUAAAAGUCGAGAUUCUGGGAUAAGUGCAGUGAAAAAUGAUGCCGGAACUCUUCGAAAAUCUGCACAGCUUUAUUGGGAUCGACUUGCGGAGAGAAGGAGCGUUAUACGGGAGUUUGGUGGCUUGCCAGGCGUUGCUGAACAGGUUUCGACGAGUUCCCUCCUUAUCUUCGUAUGUUGGACGGACAAACCUGUUGAAGCAGUGUUUCAGUGCGCAGUGGCAGGUGUACACUCAGGUCGAGUUCUCGGUCCCGGAAGCUCUGUCUUAUCAGCAGUGCAUGUGAUGGUGUCGGUAGCCAGGAGCGAGACGGCGCUAUUGUACCGCUGCCUGGGGCCGAGUGACGGAUGACAGCGCCUUCUCUCUGGAGGAAAUGGGGAGGCCAGAAGUGUGAGCCUGAGACCAGACACGCUACUGCCCGUGUUGUUGCCAUCCAGGAAGGUUCUGCCAAACUUGGAGGCCAUGAGAGGAGGAAGUGACCAGUCUGGAUCCCCUGCCCUUUGCCCUCCCUCGGGUCCCAUAAAUAAGCCCGCUGUAAUUCCCUUCCAGACGGCCUUGCCCUAGCAGGUUUAUCUAAAAUACCAUUGGGGUGUACCUUGAAGCCAAUAUUGCCAGUGAACACACCUGUUGGGGCCUCCUCACUCAUCUGGUGUAUGCAUUGACCUGAUCGACAACCUGACAGUUUUUCGACAUGUAAAAAUGCCCUGUUGUGGAACAUGGCUCUGCUCCACCUGCAAGAAUUGUGGAAAGUUGUUACAUGGCUUUCCCCACAACCCGAGAAGAAGACAAGUAUGGGAAGAGAAGGUUCGCCAUCACCACUGGAGAGCCGCCGUUUACAGCGUCUUGUGCCAGGUUCCCCAAGCGACACCUGUUGCUGUCUUUAAACUGAGCCAGGAUUUCAAUAAUGACCAGUUCCCACACAAAGUCAACCUCGGAGUUGGGGCCUACCGCACGGAUGAAGGCAAGCCGUGGGUUCUACCGGUGGUGAAAAAGGUGGAGAAGAUCAUCGCCGCCGACGACAAGCUCAACCACGAGUACCUGCCCAUCCUCGGCUUGCCCGAGUUCAGAGCCUCGGCUUCCAAGAUCGCACUCGGAGAUGGCAGCCCUGCCAUCCUGGAGGACCGGGUUGGCGCCGUUCAGUGUCUUGGCGGCACUGGUGCCCUGAAGAUGGGGGCAGAGUUUCUAAGACGUUUCUACAACGGAAGCAACAACACAAAGACGCCCGUCUAUGUGUCUGCACCUACCUGGGAAAAUCACAAUGGCGUCUUCUCCAACGCCGGCUUUGAGGAUGUCCGUCCAUACAAGUACUGGGAUGCGCAGAAGAGGGGCCUCGAUCUGUCUGGUUUCCUUGGCGACCUGGAGAGCUGCCCAGAACGCUCCAUCUUUCUCUUGCAUGCUUGUGCUCACAAUCCAACUGGCACAGACCCCACACAGGAGCAGUGGAAGCAGAUUGCUGAAGUGAUGAUGAGAAGAAAGCUGUUUGUCUUUUUCGACUCGGCUUAUCAAGGAUUCGCCUCGGGCAGCCUGGAUAAAGACGCCUGGGCGGUGCGUUUUUUUGUUUCCAAGGGCUUUGAAAUGUUCUGCGCACAGUCGUUCUCCAAGAACUUUGGCCUUUACAACGAGCGUGUUGGCAACCUGACCGUGGUGGCUCGUGAUGCCGACAACCUGAAGAGAGUUCUGUCCCAAAUGGAGAAGAUUGUGCGGACGACCUGGUCCAACCCGCCCUCUCAGGGCGCUCGCGUUGUGGCCGUCACCCUCAACUCACCCGAGCUCUUUACCGAAUGGAAGGAAAAUGUGAAGACGAUGGCUGACAGGGUGUUGCUGAUGAGGGCUCAGCUGAAGGCCAAGCUCCAGGCCCUGGGUACACCCGGAACAUGGCACCACAUAACAGAGCAAAUUGGCAUGUUCAGCUUCACCGGCCUCAACCCCAAGCAAGUGGAAUAUUUGGUGAAGGAGAAACACAUCUAUCUAAUGGCCAGCGGUCGCAUCAACAUGUGCGGUUUGACCAGUAGGAACAUCAACUACGUGGCCGAGUCCAUCCACGAGGCUGUCACUAAGGUCCAGUAAAUGACGCACUUCUCCACAGCAUAGUCACCUUAUCUUAAUUAUUUAGGAGAAUAUCUUCCCUAAGUGGGUUCAGAGUGGGCAUUUAAAUGUGUUUUAAUUGCAUUACAAUCAUUUAUUCAUUAUGUACAAGCAAUAUUUAAUGAAUACAUGACAAAUAUUUGGUGCCAAUCCAGACUUAAAGGGUUGUAGGCUUAACUGUAUUUUAUAAUAAAUGUAAUGAAAAAAGCAAUUGAUGCUGCAUUAAAGGCAACUUGAAACAUGUCAUAUUGACCAUUAAAUCAAGCGAGAAUAAGAUUUAAAUAGCCACUUAUCCUAGUAGUUGUGUCGCCUCCUGCUGGCCAGUAUUAAAAUAUGAGCACGUUGCUCCACUGUGUAUAUCUGUCUUUAAAAGGAAAUAAAAUGUGAAAAGUCUCCUUAGAAAAAGCUAUUUUAUCCACACUUGAAACAUCUUAUUUAAUAAUAUGUCUUAAUGUGCACAAUAAUUCAUGGCCAUUUCUAAUAAAAAUACAU